CAGCCGGAUGGGAAACUCCCGGGCAGUGGCCGGAAAGGGGCGAAGAACUAGGAGCCGAGGGAGGGCUUGCCGGCCUGAGGCUGAAGCUAGGCUGAGGCUGAGGCUGCGGUUGUGUUCUGGCAGGACCUGUUUGUGGGCGCUGGCUGAAAAGAUUGAAAUGAAGGGAUGAAAAGGAGGGGGAAGUCAGCGAAUACCGGUUAAAAAAGGAGGAAUGCACAGCUGAUGGGUGAAGUCUAGGCUCUACCGUAUUUAAUCCCCGAGUUAACGAGCAUUUAUUCAAUCGUUUCCAAUUUUCUCUGCACCUUGUUGGGUAAGUUAGCAUUCUCACUUGGAUCAGUUGGUAAAGAAGUCUGAUUAGGUUUUACUUUCUUCAUCUGACAUCGUGGUUUCAAACAUAAUUUAGGGAAUAUCCUGGCGCCUUUAUCCUAAUGUUCCUUGGUGGAUUUUAGAAGAUGUUGGAAGAUAUGCACAUUGAACAAAACCAAAAAUUCUGAAACAUGGUCACCCAACAGUAAUAAGUAAUCUUUAGGGGAAGAAAUUGCAUGAAACUAAGAAUUUAUUUUUGUGGUGAUUCUGGAACAACUUUACCUUGCUCCUCUGCUGAAGUCUAUAAAAACUAUUGCAACUGGUAAGUUUUUGGCGGACACAACAUCUUUGUUUGUAUGUGGUGCUGAGGAUUGAACCUGGGCCGCACGCAUGCCAGGCGAACGCACUACCGCUUGAACCACAUCCCCAGCCUUGAUCGAUUCUUUGAUAAAAAGACUAAAAUGAAAUAUAGUAACCUCUGUUUUCUUCCAAAGCCUUAUUGGACUCAUUGUCACUGGGACUGGUGGCCAGUCAUAGGCUGGUUCUCUGUAAUCUCCAUUAUCCAAAGUGUCUUUGGCUGUGGAUGGAGAACUACUCCGGUGAGAAGAUCCUCCUCCUCUAUACUUGGACCUUCAUUGUUAGCAGCUGCUUCUUUUAAUGGUAGGGGAGGAAGGCAUAUUAGAGAUGCUCCUCUGUUGUUCUCUAUUUGGGGAAAGUUUGGCCUGGCGGAUCUGUUUGUGAUACAUCAGUGGACAUGGCCACAGGAACUCCAGCCUUCCUGAGCCUGGAUGCCCAGCAAGACCCUAAUGAAUUGAAGACGAUCCUUCAGGAGCUCAAGUACAGAAUUGGCAUUCAGUCGGCCAAGUUACUUCGGCAGCUGAAGCAGAAAGAUAGGCUUUUGCAUAAACUACAGAGGAACUGUGAUAUUGUGACUGCCUGCCUGCAGGCUGUGUCUCAGAAGAGAAGAGUUGAUACAAAAUUGAAGUUCACUCUUGAGCCAUCUUUAGGUCAAAAUGGUUUUCAGCAGUGGUAUGAUGCUCUCAAGGCUGUAGCCAGACUAUCAACAGGGAUACCAAAGGAAUGGAGAAGAAAGGUUUGGUUGACCUUGGCAGAUCAUUAUUUGCACAGUAUAGCCAUUGACUGGGAUAAAACCAUGCGUUUCACUUUCAAUGAAAGGAGUAAUCCUGAUGAUGAUUCGAUGGGAAUUCAGAUAGUCAAGGAUCUUCACCGUACAGGCUGCAGUUCUUACUGUGGCCAAGAGGCUGAGCAGGACAGGGUUGUGCUGAAGCGGGUGCUGCUGGCCUAUGCCCGAUGGAACAAGAAUGUCGGGUACUGCCAAGGCUUUAACAUCCUGGCUGCGCUAAUUCUGGAAGUUAUGGAAGGCAAUGAAGGGGAUGCAUUGAAAAUUAUGAUUUACCUGAUUGAUAAGGUACUUCCUGAAAGCUAUUUUGUCAAUAAUCUCCGGGCAUUAUCUGUGGAUAUGGCUGUCUUCAGAGACCUCUUGAGAAUGAAACUCCCUGAAUUAUCUCAGCACCUGGAUACUCUUCAGAGAACUGCAAACAAAGAAAGUGGAGGUGGAUACGAGCCCCCACUUACGAAUGUCUUCACGAUGCAGUGGUUUCUGACUCUCUUUGCCACGUGUCUCCCUAAUCACACAGUUUUAAAGAUCUGGGAUUCAGUCUUCUUUGAAGGUUCGGAGAUCAUCCUAAGGGUGUCACUGGCCAUCUGGGCAAAAUUGGGAGAGCAGAUAGAAUGUUGUGAAACAGCAGAUGAAUUCUAUGGCACCAUGGGGCGCCUCACCCAGGAGAUGCUGGAGAAUGACCUUCUGCAAAGCCAUGAACUCAUGCAGACUGUUUAUUCUAUGGCACCGUUCCCUUUUCCACAACUGGCAGAGUUGAGGGAAAAGUACACCUACAACAUUACACCCUUCCCAGCCACAGCUAAACCCACUUCAGUUUCUGGACGACAUGGUAAGGUGAGAGACAGUGAUGAGGAGAAUGACCCAGAUGAUGAAGAUGCGAUUGUUGAUGCCGUAGGGUGUCUUGGACCUUUCAGUGGGCUCCUGGCACCUGAACUGCAGAAGUACCAAAAGCAGAUGAAAGAACCAAAUGAGGAGCAGAGUCUGAAAUCCAAUAAUAUUGCAGAGCUGAGUCCAGGAGCCAUCAACUCCUGUCGAAGUGAAUACCACGCGGCAUUCAACAGCAUGAUGAUGGAACGCAUGACCACAGACAUCAGUGCCCUGAAGCGGCAAUACUCGCGGAUCAAAAAGAAGCAGCAGCAGCAGGUCCACCAGGUGUACAUCAGGGCAGGCUCUAAAGAAGAAAAAGACCAUGGGUUCUUUUUAGGCCCCGAGAAGCAGGCAGUCGUCGAUGACAAAGGACCAGUGACCAGCAUUCUCCCAUCUCAGGUAAACAAUUCUCCAGUUAUAAACCACCUUCUUUUAGGGAAGAAGAUGAAAAUGACGAACAGAGCUGCCAAGAAUGCAGUCAUUCACAUCCCUGGUCAUGCAGGAGGCAAACUGUCUCCUGUCCCCUAUGAAGAUCUUAAAACAAAGCUCAACUCUCCAUGGCGAACUCACAUCCGAGUCCACAAGAAGAACAUGCCGAGGAGCAAGAGUCACCAGGGCUGUGGGGACACCAUAGGGCUGAUUGAGGAGCAGAACGAGGGCUGUAAGACCAACAGCCUGGGGGCAGCAGAGGAGUUUUCCUCCAGGUGUGCAGCCCCCGCUGCAAAAGAAGGCAGCAGCUCUGAAGGUGGCAUCGGUAGGACAAUUGAAGGACAGUCUCCAGAGCCCGUGUUCGGGGACGCUGAUGUCGAUGUGUCUGCGGUUCAAGUGAAGUUAGAAGCCUUGGAACUGAACCAAAGGGAUGCUGCUGUUGAAACUGAGCCCAAGGUGCAUCCGCCCUGCCAACUGCAUGUUCCAGAGCUACCAGAUGCCCCUGGAGAAAUCAAAGCCACCAGCAAACCUCCCCAAGGCAGCCACUCAAAAACCCCCAUCUUUAGCCCUUUCCCCAGUGUGAAGCCACUGAGGAAAUCAGCCACUGCCAGGAAUUUGGGAUUAUAUGGUCCAACAGAAAGAACCCCAACCAUGCACUUUCCUCAGAUGAGCAGGAGCUUCAGCAAAUCCAGCGGCGGGAAUAGUGGCACUAAAAAACGAUGAUAUCUCCUGGCCACUGUGCUGGACUCGCCUCUGCGCGCUGUGUAAGGGUUCCAGCUGCACCCGUCCGGUUUCAUUUGCCAGUGAAGAUGAAUAAGGAGGUUCAGAGAUGAGCAACAACAUCCCAUAAAGCUGGGAACGGAGAGUUUUAUGAUGGAACUGGAGUAGGGAUGUUUUCUCUCCACUGGAGAACUGAUGGAGUGGACUUUCAUGACAGAAUUAAUAUUGUGGUUUUAAAGUGUGAAGUUUUCCCAAUUUUUCCGUGUGAGCUAUUUAGAAAAGAUUAUAUCUAGACUGUUAAGCCUUCUUUUGUCCUGUCCUGAGGGCCUUUCAGGAUCCCUGGGACAAAAACCCCCAAACCUUCCAGUUCUCUGGGUGUUACCCAAGCAUGCACACACCAGCUUGCUAGAACAGAAAACUGUAAAAAGAAAAUAAGUUUCUCAUUUGCAAAAACUUCCUGAUUUUCCUCUUCCUGCUCUAUUGGGGGUGGUGGAGGGGACGUUUUGUGUGUGUGGAUUUUCCCUCAGUACCUGUCUCCAAAUUGUUUUUUGAAUUCUUAUGCUAAAGCAUAGGAGAAAAAUUGGUAACCUUUCUGUUUCUACUGCCAAAAUGAAGAAAACCUUUAAUCUGUUAAAAUUUAGGUUGAUAACCAAAUUGAAGGUCAUAUGCAGAGAACAGAAGUUAAUAUGCAUUAAUCAAUCACCCUGAACUGCUUGCUAAUUCCACUCAGCUUCCCCACCCCAGGUUCAUUUUCUCCUCUCUAGAAGAGCAUGAGUCCUCAGUGGUACAGAAGACUCGAUGGCUCUGCAGGGAGCUUCUCCUGCGUCCUCAGCCAUGCAGCUCAUUUACCUACCAGCUCUCCAUGGCAGGUGCACACAGCUUCUGCUCAAAAGCCAGAACAUAGCACCUGCGACUCUGUUACUUGAAUUUUGUGCUUUUUUUUUUUUUUUUUUUUGAUUGGAGUACUUUGUUACUUGAACACUGCCUUUCUCUGGAGAAGGACCCAGUGCUUUCUAGCUCUCUCUCACCCACUCCACUCCUGCCCUGGUCCCAGUGGGUCAGAGAUAGCACCUUUUGUCUCCACUAUGCAGUUGGGAACUCUGAGCCACACAGAGGUGAUAUAGCACUUCAAUUUACUCGAGGUAAAUACUUCAGUAUUCCUUGUGACUUAGCCACGUGGAAACUUAGCCAGUGCAGUAGGUGGGCUUAGUGCUCUUUGUGCACAGAUACACUGACUACAGAGCUUGAACCACCCAAGACUGGGGAGCCAUUCACACUCUCUCCUGACUCCAAGGCUCCAAGGACUUCUCUCUAGAUGUUCAAGUCCUGUGAUGAUGUUUCAAAAAACCAGCUCUGACCUCUUUACCCUGAAAAGGUAGUUCAUUUUAAAAUGCUUCAUGUCCCCGCCCUUUGGCUGAACAAAUGGAUCAGUCCUCAAUCCCCUUCUCCUGACCAGCAUUGGAAGAAUGGAUUGACAUCUUUAUCUUCACCUCUGAAAGACCUUGGCAGUGCUUACAGGAAUAUUGUUGAUGCCAUGAAUAUGAACUUGAUCUAAUUGGUUUGCUAAUUCUGAAGCCAAAACUAUAAUUGUAGAGAAGGUUUUUUUUUUUUUUUUUUUUUUGUUAACUAGGAGAGGUACUGAUUUUUAUAAUAAAAUAGAGUGUGGUUAUGUGGACUUUUAAAAACAGAAAAUGCAAGAAUGACAUAUACCAUGAGAAAAGCCAUUUUUUCCCCCUUUGUGGUAUUUUUACCCCCAAAGGAACUGAAGAUGGGAAGCAUGACUAACAAGUGAUUGCAGUUUGAGCCUUGAGUCUGUGCCAUCUGCAUGCAGCUUCUUAGCAAGCAGCUAUACCCACAGCCUGUUUCCCUGGGAAGGUAGUGGGCGGAGAGUCGGGCUGACUUUGCCUACCACCCCCAGGAAUUGAGACCCACUGCAUUUAACAAAGUUAAGUAAAUGGCAUGAUUUUCUCCCUUCUGUUAAUUUUGCAGAUAAGAAUGAUUCCACCUCUUCCCCCUCCCUCCAGUCCCACAUGCCUCACAAUGGUCACAUUCCCCUUGAAGGUUGUUCAGCUUGAACAGGGAAUUGUUCUUUCCUCUCAGGAGUCAGAUCGCUGUCUCGUGGUUGGGGACGACGGGUGGUGAGGUGGAGCUGUCCACUGGCUAUCUUAGUGUUGGCCCUGUCAUGAUCUCUUCUCACCUACUCUGGGGCUGGCCUUCCUGAAGAGAGGACAGAUAAGCUGGCACAUAGUUUGGGAUAACUAAUGGUUGGAUGAAUGAGCAACUGAAAGGGUAACAGUCCUUUGAGGUAAAAAUGACCUUGUCAGAAUUUUUUAAAUCCAGCAGUUUUCCUGUUAAAGCACUCUGUACCAAUAACACGUGCAUGCCUGGUAUCAAGUAAUCACGAUGCGAAUCCACCAACUUAUGAGUCUUGCCUACUUUAGAAAAUAAAGAAAUGUGCAGUAGCCUCUACCACUCAGCAUGUACCAAGACCAGUACGGACUUGCUCUCUUCCCCACGUAUUGGACUGUAUGCAAACACCAGAAGUUCUUAAUGAUUAGCAGUUCCUUUAUUCUAGAUAAGUCUACCCUCUCAGCACCUUUUCUGGGAGUCAAUUCUGCACCUCAGUCCUCUUUAAAAAGCCUCCAGAUGAUCUAAACCUAGUUUGUAAUGUCGACCUAUGGGCUGUAACUGUUUAAAAUCCUGUAUUCCUGUUUUUUUUUUUUUUUUUUUUUUUUAAUUUUUUGGUCUCUUUUGUCCUGAAGAGUUGUACUGAUUACAAAGACAUAUGCAUAAAAAUUCUCAUUGUGUGGUGGUUGUUGCAUUUUCUGUCUGAGAGCAUGCAUGAAAUACUGUGGUGACCUUUCCUCUUCUUGUCACUCCCUCCUUUGCUUCCACUUGGUCACGUGAACCAGGGAACCAGCCCAGUGAGCUCUAUGUCCCCCCAGUCCAAUCACUGGGUUGCAGGGUGUCCAUGACCCACUCCCAAUUUGGCAGAAUCGCUGGUUCCCAAAUGUAACUAAACAGGGUGUGUGUGUAUUUGUGCGUGAACAUAUACAUGUACACAUGUAGAUUAUCCUUUAGACCUACCCUCUUCCUUUGUUUUAAUAAAAUAGAACAAUAAGAAUCCAAUUGAACUUCAUGGUCUUGAGGAGUUUAAAUGAAUAGAGAGCUGUGACCAAGUGUGCAGCUGCUACUGUCUCCCAUUAGAAUCUCUUUACGUUUCUGAACUACUUUCUUUGCAGUCUACAGCAGUCAUUUGAGGUAGUGUUUAAAGUAUGUUAGUUUUCCUAAUCAGAAAAGUAAUACAUCUCUUAGAAGAUUUAGAAGACACAAAGCACAAGGAAUCAUCGAUAUUCUGGCAUAGAUAUUUCUAACACAUCCUAGUGUGUGUGAGUGUACGUGUGCGUGCGUGUGUGUGUGCACAAUUAUCUGCAAAAAAAAAUGUAUGUUGAACAUACUAGUUUUAGCUGUUUUUCCAAUAAAUUCUUUUCUGCAGCACCA
Molecule: messenger RNA, 6964 nt
Organism: Marmota monax (woodchuck)
Lineage: Eukaryota; Metazoa; Chordata; Mammalia; Rodentia; Sciuridae
Gene: Tbc1d30
Product: TBC1 domain family member 30
Exons: 17
Coding region: 1061-3466 (801 amino acids)
Cellular component (GO): endoplasmic reticulum
Source: RefSeq, a predicted model, not a curated record